CCUAGGCUGCGCCUCCCACAUCACGCCCUGCUGGUCUUCCAUCCCUUCUUCAUUCUUAACCAGCUUCAGCCUGGCGGAGGAGCUGAGUUCUCCAUUCCUCUUCGCUGAGCUAACGUGUCGGCGGGAGGCUCCCGUAGCUUCUUUUUCCUUCUUCCACACUCCACCCAGAAAUUGUCUAGCGAGGAGUGCUUCCCCCCCUCUCCCUUCCUUUUCUUUCUUUCCCCUCCCUCCGCUUUCCGCUAGUCGCUGAAGACUGUGGGAAAUACCCUCAUUGCUCAGUUCGCUUGAAUGGAGAGCGGGGAAGAUUGUUUUUCUGGCCAGGGUCGCUGAAAUGGGGAGAGGGGGGUAACCGCACAGCAUUUCUGGAAGGGUUGCGGGGUGGGCAAAUAAGAUUCGCUGAUGAUUCCCGGCCAUGGGCAAGGACCAGGAACUGCUGGAAGCGGCUCGCACUGGGAAUGUGGCUUUGGUGGAGAAACUCUUGGCUGGCAGAAAAGGAGGGCUCCUGGGCAGUGGAUCUGGACCUAUUCCUUUAUCCAACUUGCUGAGCAUCUGGCGAGGACCAAAUAUAAAUUGCACAGAUAGUUCAGGAUAUACUGCUUUACAUCAUGCAGCUUUGAAUGGUCACAAGGAUGUAGUUAUCAAAUUACUUCAAUAUGAAGCAUCCACUAAUGUAGCAGAUAAUAAAGGGUAUUUUCCUAUACACUUGGCUGCUUGGAAAGGAGAUGUAGAGAUUGUGAAGAUUCUUAUCCAUCAUGGGCCAUCACAUUCCAGAGUGAAUGAACAGAACAAUGAAAAUGAAACAGCUCUGCACUGUGCUGCCCAGUAUGGACACUCAGAAGUGGUUGCUCUUUUGCUUGAAGAACUUACAGAUCCCACAAUAAGAAACAACAAAUUAGAAACUCCAUUGGAUUUGGCAGCUUUAUAUGGCCGACUGCGGGUGGUGAAGAUGAUAAUCAAUGCAUAUCCAAAUCUGAUGAGCUGUAACACAAGAAAGCAUACUCCUUUACAUCUUGCUGCUCGUAAUGGUCAUAAAGCUGUGGUACAAGAGCUGCUAGAAGCUGGAAUGGAUGUCAGCUGCCAAACAGAAAAGGGGAGUGCAUUACAUGAAGCAGCUUUAUUUGGAAAAGUAGAUGUUGUACGCCUUCUUUUAGAAACAGGAAUUGAUGCCAAUAUAAAGGACAAUUUAGGCAGAACAGUUUUAGAUAUUCUGAAAGAACAUCCAUCGCAACAGUCACUCCAAAUUGCUGCAUUGCUUCAAGAUUACAUAGAAAAAGGAAAUUCAGAAGUUCCAGAGGAAUCCAUAGAGGAAUAUUUAGUAUCAGAUCACCAUUCCAGUGUUUUAUCCCCAGAAGAUUCUCCUAUACAAACAAGUAAAAGUGAAGCUGUGACUGGUGAAUUAUCAAAACUAUUAGAUGAAAUCAAGCUGUGCCAAGAAAAAGAUUAUUUAGAAGAUAUGAGCCAUACUAUAUCAGAUGAUUAUCUGGAUGAUGCUAACAAAGUAUCAGAAGAAGAAACAGUAGCAAAUGGAAACCGAGACAAGUCUAAUAUAAGAUCAUCUUCCACAAAUCUGGAACAAACAGAAGAGGAAGAAGAGGGUGGAACUGAAAAUAGUUGUGGACCUACAGGUUUGUGGGAAGCACUGACACCUUGCAACGGAUGUAGAAAUCUUGGGUUCUCCAGUCUUACUCAGGAAACCUUUCCAAAGAAGAGGAGUGCUACACUGGAAGCAGUGCCAUCUGUUUCUUCAGAAACAUUUCCUCUAGAAAAUGAGAAUGGUCUCUGUGAUUUUCUUGAUACAACAGUUACGAAGAAACCUUGUUCUUUAGAAAUAACAAGAGGAGUUUCAUCAAAAAUAGAUAAUGCACCGCAAGUAGCAAUUACUGCACCAGGUACUGGUAACCAUAGAAACAGUUCAACAGGCCCAACACCUGACUGCUCUCCUCCAUCACCAGAUACUGCACUGAAAAAUAUAGUAAAAGUUAUACGACCUCAGGCCAAGCAACGUACAUCAAUAGUAUCAGCUUUUGAAUUUAAUCGAUUAAAUCAGAGUCACGACUAUUUUGAAAUCAACUCCUGUGUAAGAUACGCGAGCUUUAAUUCCAGCUCUCCAGUUAGUCCAGCCAACUGCUCCACUGCGUCUGUUGAGGACAGCAUUGAAGAAAAUAAUAUACCAGGAACCCAGCAAACAUCCAUUGACAGUGAUCAUCUAGAAGCACACCCUUUUGAGCAGUUCGCUGGCCUUCUUCAUGGAUCAUCACCUGCUUGUGACCCACCAGAAAAUCCGUUUCAGCUCUACAGAAAAAUUUGUCCAAAGGAAGACUUGAAUCAGAAAAUUAGUUUGAACCUCACUAUUUUGAAUCCACAACAUUCUCUGCAAGAAAAUAGCGCUGUUCUUCUGAUUAAAAAGAAAAAACCACCAAUUUUAAAUAGAACUAUAUUCCCUUCUAAAAACAUUCUAGGAGAAGCUAACACCUUGGCUGGUAUCACAAGAACUGGAGAUCAGUGGGUAGUUAAUGCUGCAGGAAUUGUAGAACGUGCUUGCACACUUGGACGAAUACGAUCUUUGCCAAAGACACUUCUUGACAUUCAUUUAUCCAAAUACAUUUCUAAAUCAGAUUCAAAUCUUGUUUCUUACCCAUCUAAUGAUCACAAAGCAAGACAGAAUUGGAAUGAAUCUUCAGCUAUCCAAGAAACCUCUAGAAGAAAUUCUGAAAGAACACCAUCAUUUACUUCAGAAUGGGAAGAAAUUGACAAAAUAAUGAGUUCCAUUGAUGCUGGUAUAACUACUGGACUUGAAGAGAUUACUGAUGGUACUGCAACACCCAGAUGCCCUGUCCAGACUGUGGGACAAUGGUUGGAAAAUAUUGGGCUACCUCAGUAUGAAAACCACUUGCUGGCCAAUGGAUUUGACAAUGUACAGUUUAUGGGAAGCAAUGUUAUGGAGGAUCAGGAUCUCUUGGAAAUUGGAAUACUUAAUUCUGGACACAGGCAAAGGAUUCUACAGGCAAUUCAGCUUCUUCCAAAGAUGAAACAGACAGGCAGUGAUGGCUACAACCCCACCUCUGUAGCAGAAUGGCUAGAUUCUCUGGAACUGGGAGAUUAUAUCAAGCCCUUUUUGAUAAAUGGCUAUACAUCAAUGGACCUUGCAAAGAAAAUAUGGGAUAUUGAAUUAAUUAACGUAAGUUGA
This is a messenger RNA of Thamnophis sirtalis, 3187 nucleotides long. The record is from RefSeq and is a predicted model, not a curated record. Lineage: Eukaryota; Metazoa; Chordata; Lepidosauria; Squamata; Natricidae.